AUGAGACUCGCCAACACAACAUUUCUCAUGGCUGCCGUCGCUGUAUCGCCCGCCGCAGCAUGGAAGCACAUGUCGGAAGCCGGCUUUCGGAAGACCUUUGAAACAAAACAGCGCACUCUUGUUGCGUUCGUCGAGUCCUCGAGUAGGCACCGCGUCGCCGAACUAACCCCACACAGAGAAUCAUGUAAACGACUUGACAACGAGUGGACAUUGGUCGUCCGCGAAGCAACAACCGCCACAGUCGUCAGCAUCGACUGUACACAGGACAUUCGGCUCUGCGACGAGCUCCAUGUGUCUUCCUACCCGGCGAUCCGCCUAUUCCACCGGGAUCCGUCUCGUGGCGUACAGCGCUACCGAGGUGCUCGCGAGGCGCCAGGCCUGCUUGCGUUCCUGCGCCGCUCGGCUCGACCCAUCCUCUCGGUCGUUGACGAUACGAAUGUGACGGCGCUACUGGGCGACGACGAGGUCGUUUUUGUCGCGCGGUAUGGAAAGGAUGCAAGUCGUGAAGACGAUACUCUCCCCUCUCGCUUCAGCCAGCUGGCCCACACCUAUGCCGACCGGCACACCUUUGCUGUCUCGACAGAGGUCCAAGCCUCGUCGCCAUCGUCGUCAUCGUCAUUGACUUGCUACCGCUCCCACGGCGAGAUUACCAAAAUGGCCGCUGACCUCGCCGCAUCGACAACCGCGCUCGACGCCUUUCUGGAACUCUGCACAGCGCCCCUCGUCGUCGACCUCACCCGCCGCAACGAGCUGCACUACUUGGGGCAGGGCAAGAGCCUGGUGCACUACCUGUACGCCUCCGUGCACGAACGACGUGAGUACACAAAAACCAUUCAGUCGCUGGCAAAGACGUACAGCGAGUACUUGACGUUUACGACAGUCGACCUCAGCGAGUAUGGGGACGAGAUGGUCACAGCCCUCGGUUUGCAGGCGAGCGUCGUCCACAAGUCAGGACCACUUCUAGCUGUGCAGAACCCGAGCAACGGCGAUGUGUUUCCUUUCCCACCGACGGGCAGCAGCAGCGGCGGCGGCGGGCUGCCGUCUGCAGCGGUUGUCGAGCGCUUCUUGUUAGACAUUAUCCAGGGUGCGAUUCCGCCAUGGACACCGGGUGAACGACGUGCAACACAUGAUGAGCUGUAG
Sporothrix schenckii 1099-18 is the source of this 1140-nucleotide messenger RNA. RefSeq lists its product as uncharacterized. Gene Ontology annotation, molecular function: protein disulfide isomerase activity. The transcript has 3 exons. NCBI's taxonomy places the organism in Eukaryota, Fungi, Ascomycota, Sordariomycetes, Ophiostomatales, Ophiostomataceae. Bases 1 to 1140 code for a protein of 379 amino acids. The record is from RefSeq and is a predicted model, not a curated record. Gene Ontology annotation, biological process: protein folding; response to endoplasmic reticulum stress. Gene Ontology annotation, cellular component: endoplasmic reticulum.